This is a messenger RNA of Peronospora matthiolae, 366 nucleotides long. The record is from the annotation of a GenBank genome assembly. Lineage: Eukaryota; Oomycota; Peronosporomycetes; Peronosporales; Peronosporaceae.
AUGAAGAUCUUCGCUCUCGCCAUCACUGCGCUAGCCACCGUAGCAAGCGUCGCAUCCGCUGAAGACUACCAGCCGGCUCUCCGGAGCACUUGCCGCACAGGAGACCAACUGCACCCCAUUGCCGACACACUUGCUUCCGACCCGACCAAGCAACAACUCCUCUCUCUCCUAUGGAGGCUGCUCACCGCAGCUGCCAACACGGAGCAUGAUGUCGACGAUGACAGCAAGAAGAACAAGGCGACUGCAAUGGCCAAUCAAAUGGAAAUCGGCAUGCUCAUUCAGCCUUCGCUUUGCUUCUCCAACGCUCUGGGUUCGUCCAAUGUUGUUCUGGUCGCCACAUUGGUUCAACAUAUAUCGCGUCAAUGA